AUGGGCGACAUUGCCAAUCCGCAACCUGCAAUCCCCAUCAUCGAUUUUGGCCCUCUUCUUCAAGAUGACUGCAAAUACGAAAAGUUCACCGCGAUCGGGAAAGAAAUCUACGAAGCGUUUAGGGAUUUUGGCUUCGCAUACAUAAGAAACCACUCAGUGCCACAGAAUAUGGCAUUAAAUCUAACAAGAAGCCAGAGCCAACGCUUCUUCGCCUUGCCACAAAGCGAAAAGGACAAGGUUCCUCAUCCGCCAGAAGGAUGGUACCACCGAGGCUAUUCAGGUAUCGGUCGCGAAAAAGUCUCCCAGAUGGUCUUUGACGAGGAGGGCAUCGCCAUCCAACGUAAAAAGCCAGACUUUAAGGAAUCAUACGAAAUGGGUGCAGAGGGAAAGCUGCGAAACAUUUGGCCUGCCGACGAUGUGAUCCCCGGGUUCCGCGAGUUUUUCACCCAGUUCUACGACAUAUGCUACGACAUGGAAGUGAAGCUGCUUCGCGCUAUCGCUAUCGGCAUGGGACUGGAGGAAGAGUUCUUUACCAAUUACCACAAAACAAAACAAAACCAGAUCCGCCUGUUGCACUACCCGCCUGCCGAAGAGGAGCUCCUCGCGACGGGCAAACUAGAAAGUAUCAGUGCCCAUACCGAUUUCGGUACGCUAACCAUGCUCUUCCAGGAUCAAGUCGGCGGACUUGAAGUCGAAGAUAUCCAUGAAAAAGGCAAAUUCAACCCAGCGCCUCAUAUACCUGGAACAAUGGUGGUCAAUAUCGGCGAUUUGCUUAUGCGCUGGAGCAACGACGUGUUGCGGUCUACGCUUCAUCACGUUCGCACACCCCCUGCCGAUAAGCCGUUGAAAGAGGGCGAACCGCGGAUGACUCGUGAGAGGUACUCGAUUCCGUACUUUGUAGGCCCGGACAGCGACUCUACAAUUGACUGUAUACCAGGCUGCUGGGGGCCGGGACGACCAAAGAAGUAUGAGCCUAUUAAUAGCAGCGAGUACACGGACAUGCGGCUGAAUGCCACCUACUGA
Molecule: messenger RNA, 1023 nt
Organism: Metarhizium acridum CQMa 102
Lineage: Eukaryota; Fungi; Ascomycota; Sordariomycetes; Hypocreales; Clavicipitaceae
Source: RefSeq, a predicted model, not a curated record